AUGAGCUAUCUCAACGUCGCCGAUAACAGCGGCGCCAAGCGCGUGCAGUGCAUCAGGGUGCUCGGCGGCACGCGUCACGUGAGUGCCGGGGUCGGCGACCGGAUCGUGGUCACUGUCAAGACGGCGAUUCCCUCGGCGGCGGUACCCAAGGGGACGGUCGUGCGGGCGGUCAUCGUGCGGACACGGAAGGAAACGCGCCGCGUCGACGGCACCUAUAUCCGCUUCGACGACAACGCCUGCGUUCUGAUUGAUGAGGCCGGCAAUCCUUCCGGAAAGCGCAUCUUCGGACCGGGUGGCGCGGGAGCUGCGCGAUCGUGA
This is a messenger RNA of Geodia barretti, 318 nucleotides long. The record is from the annotation of a GenBank genome assembly. NCBI's taxonomy places the organism in Eukaryota, Metazoa, Porifera, Demospongiae, Tetractinellida, Geodiidae.